Molecule: messenger RNA, 834 nt
Organism: Hyaloscypha bicolor E
Lineage: Eukaryota; Fungi; Ascomycota; Leotiomycetes; Helotiales; Hyaloscyphaceae
Exons: 1
Coding region: 1-834 (277 amino acids)
Source: RefSeq, a predicted model, not a curated record
AUGAACUCGGUAAACUUGAACCAUACUGAGAAUACAUUUCUCCCCAUGCAAACCACUAUACAACCAACACUGAUAAAGGAAGCGUUUGUUAGCAUGCGGCACAGGAGAGUGGCCACCCCAUUUACGCUCUUCCCACGACUACCCUUCAAUCUUCGAAGCAAAAUAUGGAGCCAUUCUCUCCCGCUCUUCUCACGAAUUAUCGAACUCAAAAGUCUAAGCUCAAUCCAUGAACUUCGCAAGAACGAACCUCCACGUUGGCUUGCUAUCCCCACCUCCAAGCCAACAUUGCUCUCCAUCAACCGCGAGUCUCGACGAGUUCUAUCGCCAUACUACGCAACGCCAUUCCAAGCUCGACGAAUAUCUCCUCAUUUUGGAAUCGAGGGUCUUCUGAUCAACUACAAAAUCGACACCCUAUUCAUCAACAUAGGUUUUCGGUGGCCAACUCAUUCAGACGUGCUGUUCAGUGACUUGCUGGGGAGCAACUUUGAAGAGGUCAAAGACAAUUUGAAGCUACUUGCUGGUACUGAGUAUUUCUGGGAGACCUUGUCAGAAGAGGUACGCCAAAGGAAAUCAAAGGGAAACAGGAUGCAGUUUAUUGCUGAGUUCGGCAGUUUGAGAGAAGCGAUAGUAGUUGCCAAGAAUAGAUUUCCAGAACGAAUUGUUCCAUGGAGGUUGAUUCAGUUUGUAGAUUUGCAUCGGGGAUCCGAGGAAAGGAGACGUGUGCAGCAGGAUCUACCACACUUCUUUGAUCCUUAUCGAAAGAAGAGAUACCCAGAGAGAUUGUGUGCCAAGAUUGAGAAGCCCUCUGUCUUAUGGAAACUGAAAUCAAGAUAG